Homarus americanus (American lobster) is the source of this 2730-nucleotide messenger RNA. RefSeq names its product ubiquitin-conjugating enzyme E2 J1-like. Lineage: Eukaryota; Metazoa; Arthropoda; Malacostraca; Decapoda; Nephropidae. Bases 128 to 1129 code for a protein of 333 amino acids. The record is from RefSeq and is a predicted model, not a curated record. The transcript is spliced from 5 exons.
GGAUGACGCCGCCAGUAAACACAGGUGACGUGGGAGGACUCAAGACGUGGACACUGGCCGCUUAAAACUCCUCAUUUCCCAACUUAUCUCUUUAUCAUAAGUCUCAGCUGCACCUCACUACCGAACAAUGGAGUCUUCUUACAAUUCACGGUGUCCAGCUGUGAAACGGUUGUUCCGUGAAGCAAAGGAGCUUCAUGAAGCUACUGAGGAAUACUUUGCUCAGCCUCUUGAUGACAAUCUCUUCGAAUGGCACUUCACUGUCAGGGGCCCAGCCGACUCUGAGUUUGACGGGGGCGUCUACCAUGGCCGGAUAAUAAUGCCUGCAGACUAUCCUAUGAAGCCACCAAAUAUUAUAUUUUUGACGCCUAAUGGAAGGUUUGAGACCAAUAAAAAGAUCUGCCUCAGCAUCUCUGGUCAUCACCCCGAGACUUGGCAGCCAUCUUGGAGCAUACGCACUGCACUCUUGGCUAUAAUAGGCUUCAUGCCUACCCCUGCUAAUGGUACCAUCGGCUCCUUAGACUACACAGCUAAUGAACGGGCCAAGCUUGCCAAAAAGUCACUGGAGUUUGAGUGUCCUCAGUGUGGGUGUGUUAGUGCUCAGCUCAAGGAGAGGACAAGUGAUAAUAAGGAACUUCAGGAAGAAGCCAGAGAAGUCAUGGGCCAAGUUGUUGUCACUGUCAGGGUAGAAAAUAAGGAAGGAAGUGAGGAGCCAACAACACCAGUUAGUGAAGACAGUAGCAUUAAUAACAGUAGCACUGACCUCACAGCAUCCUGUAACCAACCUACUGCAGAUGCUCUUUUUGACUCUCCACCCGAGCCUCCAGCUAAUACAAAGACAGAGUCAAAUAUGCCACAAGCCACCAGUCAGAUAACACUCCCUGGCAACAGUGCCUCCGCUGGUUCUCUGUCAGCCCCGGCAGUUGAUCCAGCCCCUGAGAUACUAAUGGAAGGUAUUGCUGCACAUAAUGGCAGGAGAAAUCCUGUUUCUUCUGUUGCUGUUUCAAGUCAAGGAUAUCUAUAUAAUAUGAUAUUAACAUCGGCCAUAUUCCUCUUUAUUGGGCUAGUGAUGAGGAGAAUAUUUCUCUUGGAAGGGGAUACAUCAGAGGAACUCGAUGAUGUUCUUCUCUGAUGUGGAUGAAAUGCAUCUCUACAUCUGUGGUUGUUGCCAUACACUGAUACUCUCAUUGUUCUAUAGUAUAUAUUUCCACCACUAUGCUGUAUAUAAUGUAUCACAUUCAUACAUGAAGUUCACCUUUUCCCCUAACUGUUGUUUUUAAGAUUUCUUCAGAAGUAUUUAGCAACAAGGGGGGAGUACUGCACUGUGCUGCUACACUAAAAGUGAAGUCUAAGGGAUGCUUAUGUUCUCUUAUUAUGUUUACAGUAUUCCUGUGUAACCAGAUUCCUUAAGGAUAAUAUGUUAGUUUCCUAGUAACUGAAAAUGCGAGAAUGUACAGUCAACCAAAGAUGCAUCGACCCCACCUUGGCUCUCGUAAUUACAAUUUUACCUGGCAAUACUUGGUGAAGUAAGGCUGUACGUAAUGGGGAUUGUGAUUGGUGGAUCUAUUUUUGGCUGUAUCACUGUCAGGAUAAAUAUUAAACAAUCCAAAGGUAGAAUUUUUAUAAUAAUAAACAUUCAUUAUUUAAGAUCAUGAGAAGUUUCCAAAUGUUUGUAUAUUUACUGGUAAGUAAUGAAGAAAAUAUUAAUGAAUUGGCAGUGCAACUAUAAUCUGGGCUGUCACAAUAUUCCCACAUCAAAUUUCAAGAACACAUGUUCCACAUGUUUUUCAUGAAGGAAUUAAUUGUCUUUACAAUGUGAGCAUUAUAUAAUAUAAUUUGACCUAAGUUAGAGGGCAGACACAGUGUAAUAGACUCAACUGACACAAUAAUAGCAUGCAGUAUCCCUACACCAGUGCCACAUGGAUCACCAAGUAUUGCCAGGUAAAAUUGCAAGUAUGAGAGCCAGGGUGGGGUCGACGCAUCUUUGGUUGGUUGUACAUGACUGUGUUAGUUAAGCAACAGCAUUGAAAUUAUAGUCCAAAUUGCAGUGAAACUGCUUUGAUAAAGUAACCUACCUUUAACAACUACACUAAUAUGUUACGUUUAACAACUACACUGAUACCUUACUUUUAACAACUACACUGAUAACCCAUAUUUAAUGCAUUUAACAAAUUUUAUUAUGUUGAGGAAAAAUAAUGUGUAAACCAUAAAGAAUCUGUGAGUGUUUGUGGGUGUUGAGAGGUGAACACAUAAGGUGUGUGGACACAUUCCAGUAUUCACUUCUGGAAGUUGUUAAUAUUGUUUACUCAUUUGAUGCAUUUUGCUUAUGAAUAGUUGAGUUCUGGGUUUGGUUAUUUCGAACUACAAAAUUUGUAAAAAAAAAGUAUGUAUGAGCAGUUACCUGUAUUAUGGUAUGUAUGGUAAGUAUUUUCACAAACACAUGCUUAGAUAUAAGCAUGAUAAUGUUGUAAGUGAAGGUGCAUUGUUUGUUUCUAAUGCUUCUAUUAAUAAGAGAAAUUAUUAGCUUUCACUUUGAGUAAUUAUGAGACUACUGUGCAAAAUUUUCAGUUUCUUACUCAUUAGAACUAUUUUCCAUGUUCAAUUUGUGUAUGACAUGACUUCACUGCACAAACAAAGCAAGUGCCACAACUUGUUCACUCCUUGGACUUGACAACCAUUGUUGUCAUAUUUGGAGGUGUUUGCAGUCUGAAAUAUUUAAAGGAUUUGGGAUGA